Messenger RNA from Onychostruthus taczanowskii (white-rumped snowfinch), 821 nucleotides. RefSeq names its product selenoprotein H (gene SELENOH). Lineage: Eukaryota; Metazoa; Chordata; Aves; Passeriformes; Passeridae. The record is from RefSeq and is a predicted model, not a curated record. The transcript has 5 exons. Gene Ontology annotation, cellular component: Golgi apparatus.
GAGCGCGCGCUCUGAUUGGCUGGGGCGGCGCGGGCGGAACCGGAGCCCACCGGGGGCUUCCCGCGCCCUUCCCGGCCCCGCCCCUUCCGGCCCCGCUGCCCCGGCGGCGCGCGCUCCCGGCACGUGGCCAGCGGCAGCAGGCUACCUGAGACCCCUUCUCACCCCAGAGCGGCAUUCCUGGAGCCCCCUUCCUGCUCCGGCGUAGGCUCCACCGCCUCGGCUCUCCCAGGAUGGCUCCCCGCGGGAGGAAGCGCGGAGCCCAGCAGCCGGCGGCGGCCGAGGCACCGGAGGCAGCGGGAGCCCCGCAGAAGAGGGCGCGGGCCCAGGCCAAAGACGAGGGCGGCCCCGGCGACAUCGGCCCCCGUGUGGUCAUCGAGCACUGCAAGAGCUGACGCGUGUUCGGGCGCAACGCGGCGGCGGUGAGCGCGGCCCUGCGCGGGGCCAUGGCCCACCUCCCCGUGGCCAUCAACCCGCGGCCGCCGCGCAGGAACAGCUUCGAGGUGUCCCUGGUGAAGGAGGACGGCAGCACCGUGGAGCUGUGGAGCGGUAUCGGGAAGGGGCCCCCCCGCAAGCUGAAGUUUCCCCAGCCAGAGACCGUGGUGGAAGCCCUGAAGAGCAGUUUGGCAUAGAGGCGUUGGCCAGCCGAGCCAGGACCGGUGCAGGUGGCAUGAGCAUCCAUGAAGAGGCGAGACCAAGUGGGGGGCACCUGCCAGCCCCAGUCCCGUCCCUGAUGCUGCAGCUCUGCCACUGCCAGACCCCUGGCUCCCUGCACACCCCGUUGUUCCCCCAAUCUCCAAUAAAGUUCAGUACUCCACGGCACA